This is a messenger RNA of Pimephales promelas (fathead minnow), 1149 nucleotides long. Lineage: Eukaryota; Metazoa; Chordata; Actinopteri; Cypriniformes; Leuciscidae. The record is from RefSeq and is a predicted model, not a curated record.
UAUAAUCCAACACUUCAACAUCUGCUGUGCUGGGAGAAUUUCAGGGCGAUGCAAGUGGACACCAUAGAGGCAGAUAGUGAAGCUGAAGUGUUGUAACAGUAAUAACGGAACUAGUGUCUGACUGUGUGAAUCAUAGGUCUUAUUUAGACAUGUGAAGAGCAGGAGAUAGCAUCACACACACGCCGAUCGAUGAAAGAACCGAAAUGUUGAGACCUCUUCUUGAUUUCACACUAGCUGUGGUUUUAAAUGAUUACCUGUUUACUGGAGGUCAAGACAUCAAACUGGUCAAUGGUUUAGACAGCUGCUUUGGGACAGUUGAGGUCUUGCAUAAUGGCACGUGGGGAACAGUGUGUGAUGACUCCUGGGACAUUAUGGAUGCUGUUGUGGUGUGCAGACAGCUGGGAUGUGGAAGAGCUAUUAGUGCACUCGGUCAGUCUCUUUUUGGGAAAGGAAAGGGCCAAUUCUGGAUGAAAUCUGUCAGUUGUUCAGGCAAAGAGUUGUUCAUCUCAAAUUGCUCUCAUGAGAAUGGACCUGAUUGUGAUCACAGUAAAGAUGCUGGAGUCGUGUGUUCAGCUUCUUCAGUUGUUAUCAUUGGUGCUGUGGUAAUAGCUGUACUCUUUAUUUUGUCUGCACUGCUGAUUAUCUUCCUGGUAAAGAGGAGAAAAAAACAAAAGAAACUCCAAAUAUGCCCCUCUUCAAAUGAUGCAGUUAAUAUGGAAGAUGUGCUUCAUAGAGACCAAAAUGAAGAGAAUGCUGAUGAUGACUAUGAGAUUGUAGAUAUGGAUGAUGGAGAUGUCAACUCUGACUCUGAACAAGACUACAUAAAUGUAAAUCAGGAUGACACUGAACAGGACUAUGUCAAUGUAGAAUCAGACAAUUCAGAACAGGACUAUGUCAAUGUAGAAACAGAUGAUUCAGAACAGGACUAUGUCAAUAUCACACAAUAGAGAAGUACAAUAACUUUAAAGACUUAAAGUUAUAUGUUGAAAGUACUGAUUUUAAAUUUUCCACACAAAAAAGGACACCGGACAACAGCAUGAACACCUUACAACAUUCCUGAUGAAAAAUGGAGCUAGAAGUCGCCACACACGAAACAAACACAGUUAUCAGUGAACGUAUUCAUUAUAUCUUACAAACAAUGUCCCACAG